AUGGAGACAUAUUACGGACACGUGCGAACGCCGGGAGAUGCCAUCUUGCUCUUCGAGGCGUGCAGAAUCGGACUGUUGCCCAGAGUGCAGCGUCGCCUUUCAGAAAAGGAAAGACUAUCAAUCAAGUCUGGUUCCGUCUUCGUGUGGGAUGAGCGCGAAGCCGGUAUGAGACGCUGGACGGACGGAAAGUCAUGGAGCGCGAGUCGCGUGUCGGGCAGCUUCCUCACAUAUCGUGAGAUGGAAGGCAAGCGUGGUGGCAGCACCUUCAGCGCUGCUCCUAAAGCUCCUGCUGCCAAAGACCACGACGCCUCGGACGAUGGCCCUGACGGCUAUCGUUACAAGCCUGACGGCCUGAUCAAGCAGUCAUUCAGCAUCACUACCUCGACCGGCCAGCACCUGCAUCUCAUCAGUUACUUCGCCCGUUCUACCGCCGUCUCGCAGAACCUGCAACAGCCCUCGACCGAUCCUCAGCUGCGUCACAUUCGUCCCGAGAAGGGCAUGUACCCGGAGUCGACCGUUCACGAGCAGAACGCCAUCCCCGCCGUCACAAGAGGUCCUAUGACCAGCCCAGCCUUCACCAACGCUCCUCAUCAGUCUGCAAACAUCGGCGCUCCUUACCCUCCAAGACCCCAGUACACACAUGGGCCCAUGUCUUAUGGUCCUCCAGGCUGGGCUCCUCCGAGUCCUAUGCACACUCCUCCGCCGCACUACUCGCCCUAUGGCGCCUAUCAUCACUCGCCCAUGCACCACCUGCAUCCUUCGCAGUAUCCUCCACAGCACUCUCCGCACUACCCACCUCCGCUCACUGCCUUCGACCGCGCCCCUGCUCCGCUGUCCAACAACUCGUUGCCCGCUCCUCCUUCUCACCACCCACAACUGACUCCGAUCCACAACCAUCCUCCACCUCCUCCUGCUCUGCCUCAGAUUAACCACGCCCACCGCCCUUCUCUACCGGAUCGCCCUCCCAGNCCACGGCCAACCUUCGAUCGAUCCUGCUCUGGNCCAACGACUCGAGAAAGACUGCUCCUCCUCUCCCAAGCCCUAGAUCUAUGGGUGACACUGCACCGGGCGCUCCCACCGAGUCCGCCAAGUUGCCUCCUGCUACUCUGCCCCCUGUUAGCGGCNGGUACCACUAUUCCAAGUAUCAGCUCUCUCAUUCACGAGACAAGCAAUCCUCAGUCACUCAACGCUGGCCGCCCUGCAAGCCGAAGCCCUAUCGGUGGCCGUCCCCAAGACAUCCCCAUGCACAAGAUGGGCUACGAUGCCGCACGUGAUGUUCAGGCGCUGAGACACCUGGACAAGGCCACAUUGAGGUUCUGA
This is a messenger RNA of Aureobasidium musti, 1320 nucleotides long. The record is from the annotation of a GenBank genome assembly. Lineage: Eukaryota; Fungi; Ascomycota; Dothideomycetes; Dothideales; Saccotheciaceae.